This is a messenger RNA of Labrus bergylta (ballan wrasse), 2280 nucleotides long. The record is from RefSeq and is a predicted model, not a curated record. NCBI's taxonomy places the organism in Eukaryota, Metazoa, Chordata, Actinopteri, Labriformes, Labridae.
GAUCUUUUCUGCGUACUAUAUGUGGCUUUAAUUUGUCUUAAUAAAUCUCUCUCUAUUUUAAAUUCCACUUUUUAAUGAUAGCUUUAAUAUAAUAAAUAGUCAAGUUGUAACUGUAGUAAAAAGUUGUCCACACUUUUAUUUCUCACAGCGUAGAUAUGUCUGCUGCGAGCUGCCUGCUGACUGAAGAUCAGUUCCUGUGCUCCAUCUGUCUGGAAGUCUUCGACGAUCCUGUCGCCAUACCAUGUGGACACAACUUCUGUAAAAAGUGCAUCACCGAACACUGGAAAGCCAACGCCCCGUGCCAGUGUCCCAACUGUAAGAAGGAUUUCAACACAAAACCCGAGCUGCACGUCAACACUUUCAUCGCGGAGAUGGCCGCUCAGUUCAGACGGUCCGCUCAACAGAAAGAGAGCUGCAGCAACCCAGAACAAGAAGUCAACGAACGAAAAGAAGCCGCUGAACUGGGAAACGUUCCCUGCGACGUCUGCACUGGACCUAAACUGAAGGCUCUGAAGUCCUGCCUGGUGUGUCUGGCCUCCUACUGCGAGUCUCACCUGGAGCCUCACCUGACAUCCUCACGUCUCAACAGACAUCAGCUGAUCGACCCCGUGGAGAACCUGGAGGAUCGGAUGUGCGAGAGGCACGGUAAGCCGCUGGAGAUGUUCUGUAAGAACGACCAGAUGUGUGUCUGCCUGCUCUGCGCUGUUCUAGACCACAAGACGCACGAUGUUGUUCCUCUGAAAGAAGAAUGUGAAGAAAAGAAGGCCGAGCUGGGGAAGAAAGAGGUGGAAAUCAAGCAGAUGACCCGGAAGAGACGACUGAAGAUUCAGGAGAUCAAACACUCAGUGGAGCUCAGUGAUGACAAUGCAGAGAGAGAGAUGGCAGAAGGUGUUCAGGUCUUAACCGCUCUGAAAGAAUCUGUUGAGAGAAGCCAGGUCGAGUUCAUCGACACGAUCAAAGAGAAGCGGAGGAAGAUGGAGAAACAGGCUGAAGGCUUCAUCAAGGAGCUGGAACACGAGAUCUCUGAGCUGGAGAAGAGGAGCGUUGAUGUGGAGCAGCUCUCGCAAUCUGAAGAUCAUCUAGAACUCCUCCAAAGCUUCCCGUCUCUGAACACUAGUCAGUCUACCAAGGACUGGACUGAAGUCAGAGUCCAUCCACCUUCAUAUGAGGGGGCUGUAGUGAGAGCUGUGAGCCAGCUGAAGGAGACGCUCAGCAAACAGAUGAAGAUGUUUGAGGCCGAGCUGAAGAGGGUCCAGCAGUACGAGGUGGAUGUGACACUCGAUCCUAAAACAGCAGGUCCCCAUCUAAUCCUGUCUGAUGAUGGAAAACAAGUUAAAUGUGGUGAUGAAGAGAAGACCAUUGAAGACUCUCCAGAGAGAUUUGAAUUGUGUUGUGUCUUAGCAAAGCAGAGUUUCUCUACAGGCAGAUUUUACUACGAGGUUCAGGUUGAAGGGAAGACUAACUGGGAUGUGGGAGUGGCCAGAGAGUCGAUCAACAGAAAGGGAAAAAUCACACUGUGUCCUCAGAAUGGUUACUGGACGAUAUGGUUGAGGAAUGAAGAUGAGUACAGUGCUUGUGCUAACGCUCCGGUUAGUCUCUCUCUGAGUUCUCAGCCUGAGAAGGUGGGGGUGUUUGUGGACUAUGAGGAGGGUGUGGUCUCUUUUUAUGACGUCGAUGCUGCAGCUCUGAUCUACUCCUUCACUAACUGCUCCUUCACUGAGAAACUCUACCCAUACUUUUCUCCCUUUCUUAACAAUGGUGGUAAGAACUCCGCCCCUCUCAUCAUCUCUCCUGUCAAUCAAACUGAAUAAAGUAACCGAUUCAUAGGAAGGAUCAUUUCUGUCUAGAUAUCCAUUAAAAGGAUGACCAACAUCGGAGAGUUGCUUCUGAAGGUGUCUUUACAUUUUGAAAACGGACACACCUGAUGUCCGUGGUCCUGCUUAUGGUGACUUGUUUAACAAACAAAAAAAAUGGUGAAUGUGUUUGUUGACGUUCUUAAUUUUAUUGAAUUUAUUGAGACGACAUUGUGAAUUGUAAACAUAUUGACAACAAAACUAUUGGAACUUUUUAUUGUAUUCACCACUUUUUAUUCUUGCUUUGGCAGAAGAGUUCAAAUCAGGGUUUUUUUGUACCCGUCAUUGAUUGCUCUGUUUUAAGAUUAAGAUUAAGAUUUACUUUAUUGAUCCCACAAGGGGAAAUUCUGUUUUGGUCAUGUGUGUUCUUUGCAUUUGUAUUUGAAGUAUGGGAAAAUAAAUUACAGCCAGAGUGGCCAAAAACUAA